AGAUACUCGUACAUACCCAGUCUGCUGCCAUGGGGCCUAAAUUGUACACCGUAGGCAAUGGUUUUCUUGAAACGCACGUCACUUGGAAAGAUAUCGAGAGCAGUUUGCUAAAGGAUAGAGAGCUGAAGGUCAAGUUUGGUCCAAACAAGAAUGUUCGACAAGUUGGCGAGGGAACUGGAUUCAUGUCUCGCAUUGCUGUUAUUGAUGCUGAUUAUCAAAAAGAAGUCGACCUGCCCCAAAAGUUCGCAGUUAAGAUAGUAACCCUCCUGCCUUCGCUAGGAAUGGCAAAAUCUAUAAAAGAACGUCACGAACAGAAGUUUACCGAUGAAGAAGUUCUCGAUGAUUUUGCCAAGACUUCUAGAAAUAAUCACAAUCGUGAAGUGGAUAUCUACCAGGCCUUUUCAAAAUUCGACAAUUCAUUAUCGAAAAUGCCACAUGUUUAUUUCACGCAAAAAUUUACGAAGGACAAUGAUUUGAAAGGCUUUAUCGGAAUGGAAUUCAUUGAAAACGUUGUUGUUCGCGAUAUCUCUCAAAAUAUGGAACCUGAUGAGCUCUAUGAAGCUAUUGAUGCUUUGGCGUAUCUUGAAGCAAAAAGUUUGGAGCUCAACGAUGAAGAAAAACGAAAAGUAGCUAGCAAUCCUAUUCCCGUGAUUUAUCCACCACUAAUACACGCAACGGCUGUGUCUAAAAUGAUUCAAGAAAUUUAUGCUACAGCUCCAGAGCUUGAACCAGCUGGAAAAGUGCUUGAGACGAUGACUGCGGAAUUCGUUGAUUUGGAGCUGACCUCUGCUUUAAAUGAAGAAUUGGGUAUGCAAGACGUCUUUGUUCACGGUGAUCUUUGGUCGGCGAAUCUGAUAUGGACAAAUACAGCAAAUGGCUUAAGCUUGACCGGGAUAGUCGAUUAUCAGUUAGCACACUUCGGAUGUCCUGCAGAAGACCUCACUCGUUUAUUCAUAAGUACCAUGAGCGGGAAGGACCGUCGUAAGAACUGGGAGCGUUUGCUUGAAAAAUUUUAUGAAGACUUGCAGAAAUACUGCACAGGAAAUCUUCCAUUCACUCUUGACCAACUCAAAGAAUCCUAUCGGCGGAUGUUCCCUAUAGCAGGUGUACUAUUGUUACCCACUUUUGGCAAUGUAUCAGAAGAGAAUAGUGUUAAAAUGAAGGAUCUAUUGAAGGAGAAAAAACUCGCCCUUUUGGAAGACAUGCUUUUCUUUGCAAAACGCAAUCGAGACAUUCGACCAAGCACAAACAGCUUGGUACCCACAUGAAAUAUGAUAUUCUCAGUUUUAUAUCUUAGCGGGCAUUUGCUCACUUCUCCAAUUCUUCAUAUCGCUUAACGGCU
Cylicocyclus nassatus is the source of this 1342-nucleotide messenger RNA. The record is from the annotation of a GenBank genome assembly. NCBI's taxonomy places the organism in Eukaryota, Metazoa, Nematoda, Chromadorea, Rhabditida, Strongylidae.